AUGGAAGAUGGCCAGGAAGACGAGGGUGAGGACUACGAUGAGGAGGACGACAUGGAAGAGGACGAGAAUGUGGAAGUUCGAGAAGACGAGAAUCCGGAGGAGAAGCCAAAGGCUUCCGAGGGCCCGAGAAAGACCACGCCGUACCUUACAAAGUACGAAAGGGCACGGAUCCUUGGUGCACGGGCAUUGCAGAUAAGCAUGAAUGCGCCAGUGAUGGUCACUCUUGAGGGUGAGACCGACCCGCUCCUGAUCGCCGAGAAGGAGCUACUUCAGCGCGUCAUCCCGUUCGUGAUCCGCCGCUUCCUGCCGGACAACACGUACGAGGACUGGAAGGUCUCAGAGUUACUGGACCUCGAGUGA
Messenger RNA from Symbiodinium necroappetens, 360 nucleotides. NCBI's taxonomy places the organism in Eukaryota, Dinophyceae, Suessiales, Symbiodiniaceae. The record is from the annotation of a GenBank genome assembly.